AUGAAAAAACCGACACCUUCACCCUUAGAGCCUAUUGCCAUCGUGGGCAGCGGCUUGCGCUUCCCAGGCGGCGCCAACUCGCCAUCUUCCUUGUGGAAUCUGCUGCAGAAACCCCGUGAUCUGCGUCAAGAGAUUGGCCCAAACCGAUUUAGCACAGAGGGCUUUUAUCACCAUGACGGCACCCGGCUGGGAAAGUCGAAUGUCCGCCAUUCGUACUUGUUGGAUGAGGACGUGCGAGUGUUUGACGCGCCUUUCUUCAACAUUAGCCCCAACGAGGCCGAGGCCAUUGACCCCCAGCAGCGGAUGCUUUUGGAAACUGUUUAUGAAGCCCUCGAGGCUGGUGGGCAUCCUCUUGAAAAGCUUCGCGGGUCGGAUACUUCGGUCUAUGUAGGAACUAUGACUGUCGACUAUCAUGACACUCUUGUACGGGACCACAACACCAUCCCCAAAUACUUUGCCACGGGCAUCAAUAGAGCUAUUAUUUCCAACAGAGUGUCCUACUUUUUCGACUGGCAUGGCCCCAGCAUGACAAUAGACACGGCGUGCUCGUCGAGCCUGAUUGCUGUGCACCAGGGUGUCCAGUCGCUACGCAGCGGCGAGUCUCAGGUCUCCGUGGCGUGCGGCACGCAGGUGCUCCUCGGAUACGACAUGUACAUUGGCGAAAGUAAUCUGAAGAUGCUCUCGCCCAACGGCCGCUCUCGCAUGUGGGACGCCGACGCCGAUGGCUACGCGCGAGGUGAGGGUGUGGCGGCGAUUGUCAUGAAGCGCCUCAGCGACGCCAUUGCAGACGGCGACAAUAUCGAAUGCAUCAUCCGUGAGACAGGCGCUAACCAGGACGGCUUCUCCAACGGCAUCACCGUGCCCAGCUCGCAAGCCCAGGCCGCCCUCAUUCGCCAGACGUACAACAAGGCCGGGCUGGAUCCUGAGAAGAACGAGGAGGAUCGCCCACAGUAUUUUGAGGCUCACGGCACAGGUACUCAAGCGGGAGAUCCAAGAGAGGCCGCAGCCAUCUCCGAGUUAUUUGGCCGACACAACAAUGACAGUACGCCGCCUCUGUAUGUGGGCUCUAUCAAGACCAUCAUCGGUCACCUGGAGGGUGCUGCAGGCCUCGCAGGCUUGUUGAAAGCUUCGAGCAGUCUUCAGCAAGGCAUGAUUGCCCCUAACCUGUCCUUUGGGCGCUUGAACCCCAAGAUUGAGCCAUUCUACCACGGGCUGGAAGUGCCCACGAGUCUGAAGUCAUGGCCGACGCUUCCAGAGGGCGUGCCUCGACGUGCCAGCGUUAACAGUUUUGGUUUCGGAGGUGCCAACGCUCAUGCUAUCUUGGAGCAGUACAUUGCUCCUCCUACUGCUACUACUACAAACUAUAGCCAAGAUACAACAUUACCAUGCUUUGUUCCGUUUGUCUUUUCAGCGCUUUCGGAAACAUCUCUGGUUGCCCUGCUUAAGCGAUAUUCGCAAUAUCUCGCCAAAGACUCUCAAGAUAUCAACCUCUCUAGCUUGGCCUGGACUCUUCACUCGCGCAAGAGUCAGCUGUCUACUAGAGUUGCCUUCUCUGCUACUACCGCAGAGCAGCUGAAGGCCAAGAUUGACAGCAACCUUGCCACUACCAAGCAAAGCAAUGCGGCUCCCAUUGGCACCCGCCACAGGGGCAAGUCAGCCGCCCCCAACGUCCUUGGUGUCUUCACCGGCCAAGGCGCACAGUGGCCAGCCAUGGGAGCCGAGCUGAUUCGAUCUUCGAGCUUUGCUAGCCAGCGCAUACAAGAGCUGGAAGACUCUCUGGCAGCGCUACCGCCUGCAGACCGCCCGACAUGGAGCCUGCGAGAAGAGCUUCUAGCUGGCGCAGACACGUCUCGCCUCUCUGAAGCCGCGCUCUCGCAGCCCCUGUGCACCGCUGUGCAGAUUGUCCUGGUUGAUCUGCUAAAGACGGCUGGUGUCACAUUUACAGCAGUCGUUGGCCACUCUUCUGGUGAAAUUGCGGCUGCGUACGCCGCAGGCUUCCUUUCCGCUACGGAUGCCGUCCGUGUAGCUUACUACCGCGGCCUGUAUGCGCGCCUAUCUGGCAACGCAAGCAACAAUCAAAAGGGCGCCAUGAUGGCCGUCGGAGCAUCGUGGGAGGAGGCGCAGGAACUCGUCUCUUCUCCCGCGUUCCAAGGACGCAUCGCCAUUGCUGCGCACAAUUCGUCAGCCAGCGUGACGCUGUCGGGAGACGCAGAUGCCAUUGGCGAGUUGAAGCAGCUACUUGACGAACAGAAGAAGUUUGCUCGUCUGCUAAAAGUAGACACGGCAUAUCACUCUCACCAUAUGCUUAGCUGUGGUGAUGCCUACGUUGCUGCGCUGCGACGCUGCGGCGUCCGUGUCAACAACCCUAACCCUGGCGCAUGCAAGUGGUAUUCCAGCGUGCGUCCCAGCGGGAAGCCAGUAGUGGCUGACGAGGAAGAGCUACAGGAUGAGUACUGGCGUGACAAUAUGACGAGCGCCGUCUUGUUUGCAGAUGCCGUCAAGAAUGCCACAUCGAGCCACGAGCAGCUCGACAUCGCCCUCGAGGUUGGACCGCACCCUGCACUUAAAGGUCCGGCUACUCAGAACAUAAGAGAUGUUCGCCCAACACCGCUCCCCUAUGCGGGAUUGCUGAGUCGUGGAAGUAAUGAUGUUGAAGCGUUUGCAGAGGCGCUGGGAUUCAUUUGGACGCUGCUAGGAGCCAAGGCGUUAGAUCUGGCCGCGUUUGGGAAAGCAGUCAGCAGCAGCGAGGCACAGCAGGAUUGUAAGUUGAUUGUUGGCCUACCGUCGUAUCCAUGGGACCAUGAACGGGUUCACUGGGUGGAAUCUCGUCGGUCCAAGAAAGUCAGAAGCAUGAAGCAGGUUCCCCAUGAGCUACUUGGUACGCUGUCUCCUGAGUCGAAUGCCCUGGACAUGCGAUGGACCAACAUCCUCCGAGCGUCGGAGAUUUCAUGGAUGCAGCAUCACCAGCUUCAGGGCAUCACCGUGUUCCCAGCCGCGGGCUAUGUUGCUAUGGCUGUUGAAACCUGUCGCAGCCUUGCCAGGGAUAAACAGGUGGAACUCUAUGAGCUGCACAAUCUUGCCAUCCCUAGAGCUAUUACGUUUGAAGAGGGAGACACGUCAGGCGUAGAGAUCAUGGUAUCGCUUACAGGCAUUAAGAAUGAUGAAGAACAAGACACUAUUACAGCCAACGUCUCCAUCUACUCUACUCCCAUUGUCAACAACACCAAGUCGUCUAAUCACGACAUGGAGCUGGUGGCCAGCGCAAGCGUCAAGAUACUGCUGGGCCAGCCUCACGUUGCUGCUCUUCCUGGUGUUGAAGCUGCUGCACCUCAAAACAAUUUGACAGAGGUGGACUCGGACCGCGUCUAUUCCAUGUUUGCCGAGCUUGGGUACGGAUACACUGGUCCGUUCCGGGGCCUAUCUUCGACGCGGCGCAAGCUCGGCCAUGCUGCUGCGCUGGUCGACGCAUACGCUUAUUCAAAUGAUGAGUCUACUUUCUAUCUGGUGCAUCCCAGCAUGCUCGAUGUCGCCAUCCAGUCAUCGAUGCUGGCGUAUGCGUCUCCCAACGACCAGCGUCUGUGGUCGCUGCAUGUGCCGACCAAGAUUGGCAUGAUUCGCGUCAAUCCCGAGAUAUGCCAUGCACUUUCGACUGGUGGCGCUACUGUGCCCAUUUAUACCACGCUCAGUAACGAUGCAGACGACUUCUCUGCAAGCAUUGACAUCUUUGGCCAAGAUGGCCAGCACGGCAUGAUUCAGGUGCAAGAUUUGGUCUUGAAGCCAUUUGCGCCGGCUACAGAGGGCGAAGACCGCUGGAUGUAUUCGUCUACUCACCUGGGCGUUGCUACCCCCGACGCUGCUGCCUUGGUGAAGAAUGCAGUGCCAGCAGAGUCCGACGAGGUUCUGACAAGAUGCCGAGCAGUGCUGGCAGGACUUGUCAAGCAAAUCACGUAUAGGUAUCCGCAUGCUAGGAUUCUAGAGAUUGACGCUGCUGCUGGCGGUGUUACUGACCUUAUUCUUGACGCCGUAUCUUCCCAUGGUGGCACUGUGCCUGCGUACACGUACACGGGGCCAUCCGCAGAUACAUUACAGACGGCAGAAGAGCAAUUCAAAGCAUACAGAGACAACCUGAUAUUCAAAGUGUUGGAUCUGGAGCAAGACCUAUCAACCCAAGGCUUCGAACGCCAGUCAUAUGACAUUAUUGUGGCAUCCAAUGCUCAGGAUACAGCUCAAGCAACCAUUCAAACAGCUUUGGAAGACAUUAGAACCCUCGUUAAGCCGGGAGGCUAUCUUGUCUUGCUUGCCCCGACGAACAGUCCAUCCACUGACACUCCCAACACCAUGUCACCCGUUGUAUGGCACUCAAAGCUUCGACAAGCUGGUUUCAGUGGCAUUGAUACUAUGGCUCCUCCUCCCAAGGCCAACAAGCCCUUUACCGUCAUGGCUACUCAAGCAGUAGACGACCAAAUCCGCUUCCUCCAGCGCCCACUGUCAUCUCCUUGGUCUCACGUCCAUAUCGAAAGCCUCGUCAUCCUUGGAACCGGAAGCCUCGAGAGCGUCCGCAUUGCCGAGCAAGUUUCCGAGAUGCUGCACCGCUUCUGUGGCAAAAUCACCAUCCUGGACACUCUUCCCACCGAAGAGGACGCGUCUACUCUGGACCCAUCAAGCACCUUUGUGAACUUUGUGGAUUUGGAUGCGCCCAUUUUCAAGGACAUGACGCAGGACAAGAUGCAGGGACUCAAGCAGGUCUUUGAGCUGGCCAGACAUGUUCUCUGGCUCACGUGUGGCGCGCACGUUGGCCAUGAGCCGUAUCAAGCUGCCAGUCUUGCCUUUUGCCGCUCUCUAGCCCAUGAAGUGACACAUGCUAGUGUGGCCACGCUUGACGUCUUGGAGAUGGAUGAUGGUCUCCCCAAGAUUAUCGCGGAGCAGCUUCUGCGCCAGUGCGCGCUCGACGAGUGGGACGGCGAUGGCCAGCAGCGUUUGUGGUCCAAGGAGCCCGAGAUGUGCCUGCGUGAUGGCAAGCUUCAUAUUCUGCGCAUUCUGCCCAACCUCGACAAGAAUGCGAGACUGAAUGCUGGUCGACGUGCCAUUUCCAAGAUUUUGCCGGCACUGGCAUCGGACGUUUCCAUUGUUUGUGACGCAGCUGAUGCUUCCAUGCCGUACCUUGUACAAGAUGUUUUGCCUCCAACUGUACGCGGUGACAAUAAGGAACUUGUCACGAUGACAUCCUCCAGCUUGGCAGCCAUUGCUGUGGCGCCGGAUACGGCCCUCUUUGUGGGCAUUGGCAGCAGUACAGACGCAGAAGACACGCUGAGAGUUACUUUGUCACCCGCCAAUUCUCGCACAACAGCUACUAUCGCGUCUGUUGUAGUACCAAACAAUAUCACGAACAAGGAUGCGUUCCUGGCCGCCGUCGUCAGCGAGCUACUGGCCACAUCUACAGUGGAGGCAUUGACACCGCGAAGCAGUCUCCUAGUCCACUGCACCACGAGAGACCGUUUCUUCGCUGAGGCCUUGUCUCGACGUGCUGCCAGCAUGAAUGUUUCUGUUACAUUUUUCUGCACAGCUGCUGCUGAAGAUCAAAAAGAACAGAUUGCCGCUUUACCCUCGUGGAUUAUGCUGAGCCCGCGUGCCCCGAGAUAUAUAAUUCGGCGAAAGCUACAGCUAGUGAAGCCAACGCACUUUCUGGACAUGACGCCAACAUUACAUGCACAAGAGGCAGCAGCAAUAUCUGGUGUCAGCCUGAAUAUUGUCCAGGUUCUACCCCAGGAGUGCAAGCUGAUUCCAUGUGGUCAUCUCGCGCAGCCCCAGGCGUCACUUUCUCAAUCCCUCGAUCCAACAGCUAUUUCGAAAAGGCUGCAGGAUGCUGUCAGCUCCGCAACUGCGUCAACCAUGGAAUUGGCAAUGGCACAAAGCCAAGGAAAUGUUCUCCAGCUGGACCAAAUUCAUGAGCCGUCCGUGCCUCACCAUGCAACAAGUGUCGUUCAUUGGCCAGCAGCUGGAACUGUUGAAGUGCGCGUCCGUCCCAUGACUGGCAAGAUGCUCUUUGCCAAAGGCAAGACUUACAUUCUCUUUGGUCUGAGUGGCCAAGUUGGCCAAUCCCUGUGCGAGUGGAUGGUGGCCAAUGGUGCUGGAUGCGUGUGCUUGACAAGUCGCCGUCCCAACGUCGACCAAGCGUGGCUCGAUGGAUUUCGUGGGCCAGCAGCCAGCGUCAAGGUCAUGGCCGCAGACAUUACAGACAAGCUAAGCUUGGAAAACGUCAUUAGCACUAUCCGAGAAACUUGCCCGCCCAUUGCAGGUAUUGUCAACGGCGCCAACGUGUUGAGUGAUGCGCCGUUUAGCAGCAUGUCGGUAGAAAUGAUGCGGCAAGCGCUGGGCCCGAAGAUUGACGGGUCCCUACACUUGGACCAGGCGUUUUACAAUGAUGACCUCGACUUUUUCAUCAUGCUGUCUUCCAUCUCAUGUGUCAUUGGCACCGCAGGCCAGUCCAACUAUGUCGCCGCCAACGGCUUCAUGAAUGGUCUGGCAAGGCAAAGACGCCGACGCGGCCUGGCAGCCUCUGCCUUUGACAUUGGUCUGAUCUUGGGCAUCGGCCUCGCUGAAAUCGCGGGACAGGGCGUUGUCGACUCGCUGCAAAAGUAUGGCAUCACACCACUCUCCGAGCCUGAUCUGCGCCUUGCAUUUGCAGAGAGCAUCUACACCGGCUACGCGAGGCCUGAAGACGAUGCACAUGCAAACGCGGUGCCGUCCGCCGUCAUGACAACCGGCCUGCGCACCAUUACUUCAGAAGAGACCAACAUUGUUUGGUACAAUGAUCCGAUAUUUUCUCACCUCAUUCUGGAGACCAAGGCUGCUGAUGGCGCAGAUCAAAGCAAGAGCAAGGCUGUUGUGCUGCCCAUUAAGGAGCAGAUUGCGAAUGCCGCCACCGGAGACGAUGCGUUCCUGGCGUUAAAAGAAUCUUUUGCAGCCAAGCUCGGCAUGCUCCUUCAGAGCGCGGGCCAGGCCAUUGCGCACGACACGCCGCUCGUGGAACUUGGCGUCGACUCUCUUGUCGCAGUCGAAGUGCGUUCCUGGUUCCUCAAGGCUCUGAAAGUCGACGUGCCCGUUUUGAAAGUCGUCGGCGGCUCGUCUCUGCACGACAUUUGCCAACUCGCCAUGAAGAAGCUGCCUGAGGACCUGCUUGCCCAGAUAGGAAAUGCCCAAUCGGGAAAUGCCUCUUUGGGAAGGGGCCCGAGCGUUCCCCGGAUUUCGGCCCCCACGCCGAACAAGCUGACGGCAAAUCCCACUGGUACGGCCCUGCCUCCUCGCCAGACGCAGCGGGAGAGUCGUUCGUCGUCUGGUUCUAGCUCCAGCUCUUCAUCCACAUCUGCCAAGUCGAGCGCAGGCAUCCAGACUCCAACUUCGCCCGUGGAAACGCCUGCUGAAACGCCCGCGUCAACAGUCAAGGGCGUGUCUCUGCAAUCGCAUGCACACCUGAAAACAAACAAGUCUAGCGCCCCCCUGGCCAAUGUCACAUCGUCUAGAGCAUUUGUUAAAACGGAACCCAUCUCCGUGGGACAGGCGCGCUUCUGGUUCCUACGCCUCUUGGUCGAGGAUCCCACCACGUUCAACGUAGCCCUACGCUUCCGCAUGCAAGGCACGGUGCGCGUCGGCGAUCUCGAGCGAGCCCUCCGCCUUGUCACUGCAAGACAUGACUCGCUGCGCACCUGUUUUGUCGGAGACGUUGACGAGGCCGAUCAAGCUACUCAGAGGGUCCUGGCUCGCUCCCAGAUUAAGCUGGAGCGCGUCUCUGUCAGCUCAGAGCAAGAAGCGGUGACGCAGUAUGAAAAGCUGCUGGCGCACGAAUUUGACUUGGCUAUUGGCCCUCUGCUGCGCCUUGUGCUCGUUACACAAUCUCCAACCUGCCACUACCUGUUGGUCAACUAUCACCACAUCAUCAUGGACAUGGCCAGUUUUCAGGUCUUGACAUCGGAACUCGAAAAUGCCUACAACGGCCAGCCUCUGGGUCCGCCACCGCGACAGUACCCCGACUUUUCGGCAGCGCAGCACCGGGCCCUGGAAAGCGGAGUCUUGGACGAUGAACUCAAGUUCUGGCAGGGUGUCUUCCCUGCUGGCCAGCAGCCGCCCGUGUUGUCGCUGCUUCCCAUGGCUCGAUCAAGUUCUCGAGUGGCACUCACAAACUACGGCAUUCACCAGGUAGGCAUCCGACUUGAUCCCGCUGUGGUAGCUCGCGUCAAGGCUGUAUCAAAGGCGCAGCGAGCAACACCUUUCCACUUUUACUUGGCUGCGUUCAAAGCAAUGCUUUUCUCCUUCGUAGAGGACCGGGAGCUCACCAUUGGCAUUGCCGAUGCCAACCGUCACGACAGCGAUGUCCUGGGCAGCAUUGGUUUCUUCCUCAACUUGCUCACCCUUCGCUUCCGCCGCCAACCGCAGCAAGUCUUUAGUGAUGCCAUUGUAGAAGCACAAAAGACUGCAUAUGCAGCACUAGAGCAUUCGCGCUUACCGUUUGAUGUUCUCUUGAAAGAACUUGGUGUUGCACGGUCGCCGGCGUACAGCCCAUUUUUCCAGACAUUCUUUGAUUAUCGACAGCAGACUAGCGACAAGGAGCGCUGGCUCAAUUGUUCAUUUGACCUGGUUUUUUUUUUCUUUUUUAUUACGGCAUACGAUAUUUCUCUCGACGUGGCGGACCUCGGAUCCCAAGUCCACGUUACGCUCCGCGCGCAGCAGCAGCUCUACGACUUGACUGCUGUCAACUUGCUCCUGGAGACGUAUACGCACUUUGUCACAACUCUUUCCCAAGACGUGUCCCUAACCUUAGAGGCCACGCCACCAUUCAGCGAGAAGCAGCUGGCGCGCGCCGUGCAAGUGGGCGUUGGCCCUGACAUGACGUCGAGCUGGCCAGCCACUCUGCCUCAUCGUAUUGACCAAGUCGCGCAUCAGAACCCUGACGAGAUUGCACUGGCCGAUGGACUUGGCAGCCGACUAACGUACAGGGCAAUGAUACAGCGGAUCGAGGCCAUCGCCGAAGCACUGCUGCAGCGUACGAAGAAAGAAGCAGGAGCCGUAGCAGGUCCUGGCUCUCGCGUGCUCGUCUUCCAGCAAGCGUCCACGGACUGGAUCUGCUCUUUGCUCGCUAUUAUGCGCAUCGGAUGGGUCUAUGUGCCGCUUGACCUGCGCAACCCCAUCUCCCGCCUCGCUGCCCAGUCUCACCACUGCCAGCCCGUUGCUGUUCUUGCGGAUACCACAACGGCGACUGACGCACCGCAGCUUCAUGCUUCUUCUGUUGUUAUUGACGUGUCCCGAGUAGGUACAAACCCCACUACUCCCGUUGCGAACACGGCCGAUCCCGAUUCGCCCGCGGCUAUUCUGUACACGAGCGGCUCUACAGGCACACCCAAGGGUAUCAUGAUUCGACACGCGGGCAUGCAGAACCAAAUGGAGGGCUACACCAAGACGUACAAGCUUGGUGCCGAACGUGUCCUACAGCAGAGUGCCUUUACCUUUGACUUUUCCAUCGACCAAAUCUUUACAGCACUUGUCAAUGGCGGUAUGCUCUACAUUGUUCCCUCAAGCAAGCGUGGUGAUCCGCUCUCCAUUACGGAAAUCAUGCGCGAACAGGCCAUCACGUACACCAAGGUCACGCCCUCGGAGUACUCUAUGUGGAUGCAGUAUGGCAGCGAUAAUCUCCGCCACGCGUCUGACUGGCGGUUUGCCUUUGGCGGUGGUGAGCCUCUUACGCACAACAUCUUGAGGCAGUUUGCGGAUCUUGGGCUGCCCAACCUCGCCCUACACAACUCGUACGGACCUGCUGAGAUUUCCAUUGCCUCACAUAAAGGCUUAGUGGAUUACAUGGCUAUUACCACUGGUAGCAGUAGCAAUACCUCUCGAGACAGCGGGCAAGUCCCGUGUGGCACUUCGCUGCCCAACUAUGCCACGUAUAUCAUGGACAAGGACUUAAACCCGCUACCUGCUGGCAUGCCUGGCGAGGUUGUUAUUGGUGGUCCUGGCGUGUCCUUGGGGUAUCUAGCGAACAAGGACCUCACACAGCGGGUCUACGUCCCCAAUCCACACGCCACGCCUAGACAGCGUGCCAACGGCUGGACACAAAUGCAUCGUACAGGCGACGUGGGACGCCUGCAAGACGAUGGAACGUUGAUUUUCCACAACCGCAUUGCUGGUGAUACGCAAGUCAAACUGCGCGGACUUCGAAUCGAUCUACAGGACAUAGAAAGCAACAUCAUCGCGACAGCAGGCGGCGUUCUUAAGGAGGCAGUUGUGACACUGCGGGACGGUGACCCUGAUUACCUUGUUGUGCACGUCGUCUUUGCGUCACAGCACAACAAGACAAUGACUGAGAACCAGCAGCACACAUUCUUGGAGCAUUUACUAGGCCGCCUUCCUAUCCCCCAGUACAUGAUUCCCGUGCUGGCUGUACCUCUGGACAAGCUGCCGCUCAGUAGCCACUCCAAGGUGGACCGUAAAGCCAUUAAGAACUUGGACUUGCCUGCUAGACUUGUCAACGAUACUGCAGACAAGGACAACGAUAACGCCUAUGACGGGGAGGAACUGCGCGAAACAAUGAACCGCCUGAGGCAGCUAUGGCACGAGGUUCUCCCCAACAUCGAGAAGCUCGGGCUUGCCGUGACGCCCGCCACAAGCUUCUUUCUCAUCGGCGGCAACUCGCUGCUGAUUGUGCGUCUACAGGCCAAGAUCCGCCGCGUCUUCAACGUUGUAGUUCGUCUCGCUGACCUGCUUGGCGCGCACACCUUGCGCGGCAUGGCACACAAGAUUGAGGAGAGCUCCGGUGUCGACAUGAUUGACUGGUCUCUCGAGACUAUGCCGCCGCUCAUGCCCAGGUUCCUCAAAGACUUGCCUCCCAAGCAAGAGUCGCAAGCCAAGACGGUGCUGCUCACAGGAGCCACGGGCAACAUGGCCAAGCACGUGCUGCCGCUUCUGCUUGCCGACGACCGCGUCUGCAAAGUGCACUGCGUUGUGCGCGACAAGCCCGAGCGCGGAGAACAUUUUAUUCAUCCUAAGGUGGUUCAUCACUUUGGCGACUUGACGCUGCAUAUUCUUGGUCUGGGCGUGGAUGAGUUCCGCGACCUCGCCGAGCACGUGGAUGUUAUUUUGCACAUGGGCGCUGUCCGCUCGUUCUGGGACAACUAUCAUAUGCUCCGCACUGCCAACGUCCACCCAGCCAAAGAGCUGGUCAAGUUGGCUGCGGCAAGAAAGAUCCCUAUCCACUUCAUCUCGACGUCUGGUGUUCUCCCGCGAGACGUUCUGAAGACGGGCGAAGCAUCGUCGGCUGCUACGUACGAGCCUAGCGUCGACGGAUCCAACGGCUAUAUUGCAUCCAAAUGGGCGAGCGAGGCUCUUUUGGAACAUGCUGCCGCGGGGCCUCUGGCCGUGCCCUCUUACAUCUACCGCAUGCUCCCGGCCGUGGCACAGACACAGGGACAGACGGAUGGCGCGAAGCGACGCGUUAUCGACGAGUUUCUUCGCUGCAUUGACCUUGCCAAGGCCGCGCCGGACACCACUGGAUGGAAAGGCCGCAUCGACUUGAUCCCUGCCAAUUUGGUAGCGGAAUGGCUAUGCGGCUCUGUUCUUGCGUCUGUAUCGGAAUCUAAUGCUGGCAAGGACGCUACAGCGCAGUUCUUGCACUAUGAGAGUCCUAUCUCGGUGGACGUGGAAGAGUUGACAGCGCUUAUAGAGCAAAGGAAGUCGGAUGCUUCUCUCGAAAGGCUGCCGAUUCUUAAAUGGAUGGGCCGAAUCAAGGCCCUUGGCUUCUCCUACAUCCUAGCAUCACAGGAUGCAACUGUCGAGAGCGAGACAGGGGAUACCAAGCUCGCAUCACGAAGAUGAAGACGAAGAGUAUAUUUAAAAACGAAAGAGUGAAAGAGCUAAGGGGGGUACUAUAUUAGAUUGUUCAUAUUUGGUUUUGGAUUUAAUGA
This is a messenger RNA of [Torrubiella] hemipterigena, 11948 nucleotides long. The record is from the annotation of a GenBank genome assembly. NCBI's taxonomy places the organism in Eukaryota, Fungi, Ascomycota, Sordariomycetes, Hypocreales, Clavicipitaceae.